GUGACACUCGCAGUAAGUUUGUAUGUAUGUAACGUUUUUGAACAUUUUGAUGGGUUAAUCAGAAUAAAUAGCUGUAUUAGUGUUUUUAGUAAACAUGUAUUUCGCCGCUGGUGUUUGAAACUCGUCGGUUUCGAGUGAAAUAAAAGCAGAAGGAGAAUUUUAAGCUGAAAACCAUCGAGGUUCGAGGAAAACAUGACCGAGGAAACGCUGCUGUUCAUAGAUAUUCGAGACUCGAAGAUCUCCACGGCGGCUGAAGCUGAGAGCAGUGGGUCGCUCUGGACCUCCAGCGAUAACUCCUUCAGAUUUAACUUCGUCACGGGCAGCGACACCGCCGCGCCGCCGCCGCCGCCAGCCGCGCCGCCGACCUUCACGGGGCAGACCUCCGCUUUUGCUUUCAACUUUCAAAUCCCUCCUGCAGAAGACAUGGACACGGCAGAGGCUGCAAAACCCGCCUCGUUGCUAGGCAACCAACAGGAAGGGCCUUCCCGACCACAGGGGGGCGCCACUGCGUGUGAAACGUCAGAUCAGACCAAAACAAAGAAGAAGAAGAAGCAGAAAUCUGGGAAGAAGAAGCCGUCCGACUCCGAGACUCGGCAGAAACCGGCAGAAGAGAAUCAGAAAGAGGAAGAGCCGAGCCCAGAAGAGCAGCUGGACCGGGAGCUGAACUGGUGCAUCGAGCAGCUGCAGCUGGGAAUGACGUCCCAGAAGGGAACGCCAAAACAGAAGGAGGAGGCCUCCCGCGCCCUGAAGACGCUGCGCAGCUCCAAAGCUCCUCUGGUGAAGAAGCGGCAGCUGAUGAGAGCCUUGACUGGGGAUUACAGGAAGAAGAUGGAGGAGGAGAAGAACAAGCAGUUCCAGCUCAUUCAGAGCGAAACUGCAUCGGCUCAGGUCAAAGUGGUGUCGGAUUCCCCGAAGAAGUCCAUUUUCCACCGCAGAGCGGAGGCAGGAGCCGGUCCAGGAGCCUGGCAGGUCCAGCAGCAGCAGCGGACCGAACCGCGCGGCGCCGCGACUCAGGAAGAGACGCCGGCCUUCAGCUUCGUUCCAUCCCAGGAGGAAUUUCACUUCAAUUUCUUCUGAUGUUUCUGGGCUGAAAGAAAGAUGGAGUUUCUCCAUGAACUGAAAUGAGCAACGCUCACUCAAAAUACUCAAAAGAGAAGAUUUGGUGUGAAAAUGAUCUAAAUCCAAAAGGCUGUCAUUGGUCUGUUUGUCUACAUCAUUUUUUAAUAAAGUCAGCUUUCCUACACAGUUUCAA
Poecilia reticulata (guppy) is the source of this 1252-nucleotide messenger RNA. RefSeq names its product chromosome 19 C8orf33 homolog (gene c19h8orf33). NCBI's taxonomy places the organism in Eukaryota, Metazoa, Chordata, Actinopteri, Cyprinodontiformes, Poeciliidae. The record is from RefSeq and is a predicted model, not a curated record.